AUUAGCCCACCGCAGCCGCGUGAACCUUUGCGCAACCCCUCGCUGAGCCCGCUUCGAAGCCUCAGAGCGAUACCGCAGACGGAUCUGUGAUCCCCAGUCUGCCCAGCAUGGCGCCGCCGCCGCACAGCAAGCCCGAGAAUACUCUCAAACGCGCACAAGAACUUAUCGGAGUGCAGCAGCCCCAGGCCGCCCUGUCGCUCCUCCACGAACAUGUCAUAUCCAAGCGCACACGCAAUAGCCCCAUCGCCUCCCUCGAGCCGGUGAUGAUCCUGUUUGUCGAACUCUGUGUCGACCUCAGGAAAGGCAAACUUGCCAAGGACGGCCUCUACCAGUACAAGAACACCGCCCAGAACACGAACGUCGGAACUAUUGAGGUUGUGUUCAAGCGCUUCAUUGAGCUCGCGGAGAAGAAGGUCACCGAUGCUCAAGAAAAGGCAGCCGAGGUGCACAAGGCCACCGAGGGCCCCGCUGCUGAUGGUGUAGAGGAAGAAGCAGGAGCGAAGGCCGUGGAUGAUCUCGAGGCUUCUGAAACUCCCGAAUCCAUUCUGCUGUCGACCGUUUCUGGCGAACAGUCCAAGGACCGUACCGACCGAGCCAUCGUUACACCAUGGCUCAAGUUCCUCUGGGAGACGUACCGCACAGUGCUGGACAUCUUCAAGAACAACGCGCGUCUCGAGAUCAUGUAUCAGUCGACCGCCCUCCAAGCCUUCCAGUUCUGCCAAAACUAUACCCGCAAGACCGAAUUCCGUCGCCUUUGUGAGCUUUUGCGCAACCAUCUCCAGAAUGCCGCCAAGUUCUCAUCGCAGAUGCACGCGAUCAACCUGUCCGACCCAGACACCCUCCAGCGUCACCUCGACACCCGUUUCCAGCAGCUGGACGUUGCAGUCAAGCUCGAGCUUUGGCAGGAGGCUUUCCGCAGCGUAGAGGACAUUCACACUCUUCUUACUCUGAGCAAGCGUCCCGCGAAGAACAAUAUGAUGGCCAGCUACUUCAAGCAUCUUACCGAGAUCUUCCUUCGCAGCGAAAACUACCUUUUCCACGCUGCGGCAUGGAGUCGUUACUACAACCUCCUGCGACAAUCUGCCGCCGCAGUUGCUGCUGGCCAGUCAAAGAAGGACAACCCUCCGGUCACCGAAGCCGAUAUUGUGAACACCGCCUCUUUUGUCCUCCUCUCCGCGCUGUCUAUUCCUGUGAUCAGCACUACCCGUUCGCGAGGUGCUCUGGUUGAUGUAGACGAGGCUAGGAAGAACAAGAACUCUCGUCUGACCAAUCUCCUCGGCAUGUCGCAAGCUCCUACUCGUGCUAUCUUGUUCAAGGAUGCGCUGUCCAAGGGACUUCUCAAACGCGCACGUCCUGAGAUCCGGGAUCUGUACAACAUUCUUGAAGUGGACUUCCACCCUCUCUCCAUCUGCAAGAAGAUCUCGCCAAUUCUGGAGCAGAUCGGCGCUGACGAGGCUAUGAAGAUUUACAUUGGACCUCUCCAACAAGUUAUUCUCACUCGCUUGUUCCAGCAGCUGUCACAGGUUUACGAUUCUGUUGAGAUCAGUUUUGUGCUCAAACUCGCCCAAUUUCCUGAGUCGUUUGAGGUUACCAGCGGCACUAUCGAGAAGUUCAUUAUGAACGGUUGUAAGAAGGGUGACCUAGCCAUCCGCAUUGACCACGCCGCUGGUGUCCUAACAUUCGACUCUGACGUCUUUUCUUCUGCCAAGGCCAUGCACCCUGGCUCAGGCGCAGGUUCUGCUGAGAGCGAGGCACGGUCGGUUCAGCGUCUCCAGAGUACACCUGCUGAGAUCGUUCGAUCCCAGAUCACCCGCUUGGCGAAGUCUCUCUUCGUCACCUGCCAAUAUGUCGAUCCCAGUUUCAACGCCGAAAGGCAAAAGGCAAAGGAGGCUGCUCUCCUCCGGACCAAGGAGGGUGCCGAGAAGGAGCAUCAGGCUACCCUUGCCCGUCGUGAUAUCAUCUCACAGAAGAAGGAAGCUGCUCUCAAGGCCCAGCAGGCGAAGGAGACCGAGGAACAAACCAAGCGAGCCCUUCGCAUUCAACAAGCCAAGGAGGAAGAGAGCCGCCGUCUUGCCGAGGAACAGCGCCAGCGUGCUGCAGCACGUAUCCAGGCAGAACAAGCACGCGUCCAGCGUGAGGAGCUUGAGAAACAACUCAAGGAACUCAAGGAAUCUGUGGCAGUUGAUCUCGAUCUCCCAGAAGACAUCAGCGAGCUCGACUCUACCCGCAUUCGUGCCAUGAAAUUGGCAGCUCUCGAGAAGGAGAAGACCCUACUCGGUGAGCAGCUACGCAUUGCCGGUAAGCGAAUCGAUCACCUCGAACGUGCGUACCGCAAAGAAGAGAUCAAGCAUCUCAAGGACGAUUAUGAAAAACAGCAAAAGGAUGAUGAAGAAGCAUACGAGAAGGCCAAGCAAGAAGAGCUCAAGGAGGCUGAGCAAAAGCACAAGGAAGAUGUUGAGCUCAAGCACCGCCUGUCUAGGCUCGUACCAGCCUACCAGAGCUUUGUCAAUGAAGUAAAGCAAUCGCGCAGGGCAGAGUUUGAAAAGCGCAGCAAGAUUGCACAAAAGGAGCUCGAACAGAAGAAGGCGAAGCGCGUCCAGGAAAUCAAGGAGCGGAUCGCAAAGGAGAAGCGCGAACGAGAAGAGGCAGAGCAAAGAGAGAGGGAAGAGCGCGAGAGAGAGGAAGCGGAGCGGGAAGCCAAGGAGCAGGCGGAAGCGGAGCGACGGGAGAAGCUUCUGGCCGAGAAGGCUGCUCGCGAUGCAGAGAGAGCCGAACUUGCUGAGAAGGCACGUCUCCAGCGACAGCGAGAAGAGGAGGCCGAGGCAAGGCGCGCUGCGAAGAAGUCCGCGCCCUUCUCGCGCGACGUUCCGGUACGCGAUGCACCGGUACGCGAUGUGCCGGCACGCGAACAAGCCUCACCUGCUGCUGGCGGUCCACCCCGACUUGCGCUUGCAGGCAACAAGCCAACGUGGCGCGAACGUGAGGCCAUGAAGGCCGCUGGUCAACUUCCGCCUACAGAAUCUGCUGCCCCUGCCCCUGUAGCUGCAGCUCCGUCUCCAGCAGCCGAGGAGGCACCCAGGAGGAGCGGUUAUGUUCCUCCUCACCUCCGUAACCGCGACGGUGGCGAUGCACCUGCUGCUGGUGGAUGGCGUGGGCGUGAAAGCAGCGGACGUGGACCCGAGGAUCGCAACGAGUCUCCUGCUGCUUCCUCCGGUCGUUACGAGGCGCCAGUACGAGGUGGAUUCAGGUCUCGCGAAGACUCAGGGAGGACAGGAUCCCCCGCAACCGGCGGUGGUUACGCACCCCCGGGUCGACGUGGUACACCAGGAGAUGCUCCUCCUGAGAGCUCGCGUCCUCCUCCACCAACGCAGGCCCCCAGCGAUGGCAAGUACAGGCCUGGUAUGUUCAAGAGGGGUGGACAGUAAGUUUGUGAUGCAUUCAACGACGGCAAUGUUCAAGCUUAUGAAAAUGACUUCGGUCUGCUGUACAUGAUGUAUCGGUACAGCAGAGCAAUGGUUUGGGCAACACAUGGACGAACGGGCAAACAGUGGGGAGAUGGAUGGUUGGAGUUGUGUUCCCGAAACCCGCUUUUCCAAUUUCUUAGUAUUAGGUGCAUCAGACAGGCAUCUUCUUGGACUCUCGUAGAUAGAUAAGACGUUGGGUGUGCAGCAUUGUCAUAAUUCCAUAUGGGGUGUUUUAAAAAGUUCAACGUUGAGGAUGGUCUUCCAGGACUUGGUGUGCGAGAUGUUUCUUUUCGUGAACCUGACGAGGUCUGGUGUUCCCACUAGUAAUGUUCAUGUACAUGAAGACUACACU
Messenger RNA from Paraphaeosphaeria sporulosa, 3816 nucleotides. RefSeq lists its product as uncharacterized. Gene Ontology annotation, biological process: formation of cytoplasmic translation initiation complex; translation reinitiation. Bases 108 to 3425 code for a protein of 1105 amino acids. The record is from RefSeq and is a predicted model, not a curated record. Gene Ontology annotation, molecular function: mRNA binding; translation initiation factor activity. The transcript has 4 exons. Gene Ontology annotation, cellular component: eukaryotic translation initiation factor 3 complex, eIF3m; eukaryotic translation initiation factor 3 complex, eIF3e; multi-eIF complex. Lineage: Eukaryota; Fungi; Ascomycota; Dothideomycetes; Pleosporales; Didymosphaeriaceae.